Molecule: messenger RNA, 2802 nt
Organism: Acanthochromis polyacanthus (spiny chromis)
Lineage: Eukaryota; Metazoa; Chordata; Actinopteri; Pomacentridae
Gene: chpt1
Product: choline phosphotransferase 1
Exons: 8
Coding region: 173-1321 (382 amino acids)
Biological process (GO): phospholipid biosynthetic process
Cellular component (GO): Golgi apparatus; endoplasmic reticulum membrane
Molecular function (GO): diacylglycerol cholinephosphotransferase activity
Source: RefSeq, a predicted model, not a curated record
CGGGUCGCACCGCCUCGGUCUGAAACACCAACACUUGGUUCCGCUGUGGAAAUGGCCUCGGCUGUUCGUCCGACUAUAAAUGCCAAAUGAGCUGCUACUUUUUCGGAGUCGUCCCAGAGAACAUAUAGCUUCUUCUGAGCUACUACUUUGAGGAGUGACGAGGCAGACAAACAUGCCACAUUUGCUGUGGCCGGAGCCGCUGACAGCCGCUCAGCUCAAGCGGCUGGAGGAGCAUAAAUACAGCGCCUCCGGUCGCUCCCUGUUCGAGCCGCCGUGUCAGGUCUACUGGAACUGGCUCGUCCAGCAAAUACCGACAUGGAUCGCACCGAACACGCUGACUAUAGUUGGACUGCUGAUCAAUAUCCUGUCCACGGUGGUGCUUGUGUAUUACUGCCCCACGGCAACAGAGGAGGCUCCAUCAUGGGUCUUCAUCCUUUCUGCUCUGGGCCUCUUCAUCUACCAGUCUCUGGACGCCAUCGAUGGGAAACAGGCCAGGAGGACAAACAGCAGCUCGGCCCUCGGGGAGCUGUUUGACCACGGCUGUGAUGCCGUCUCCACAGUCUUUGUCGCUGUGGGAACAUGCAUUUCAUGUGGAAUAGGAAGAUACACAAACUGGAUGUUCUUCUGUGGUUUCAUCGGGAUGUUUAUGUUCUUCUGCGCUCACUGGCAGACCUACGUGUCGGGGACCCUCCGCUUUGGCCUGGUUGAUGUCACCGAGGUGCAGGUUGCCAUCAUAAUCAUGUAUUUGAUGUCAGCCUUUGGAGGUGUGGGCCUUUGGCAAACUACGUUGCCCAUCAUUGGACUGCAGCUGUACGUCUUCCCCAUCAUGGGCAUCAUCGGCGGGGCCCUGUACUCCUGCUACAACUACUUCUAUGUCAUUUUGAACGGAGGCGUCGGCAAAAACGGCUCCACCGUGGCUGACACCAGUGUGCUGAGUCCUGGUUUGCACAUCGGCCUCAUCCUCACCCUGGCCUUCAUCAUUUUCAAGAAGUCGUCCAGCCGCCUGUUUGAGCACCACCCAUGUUUAUACCUGCUCAGCUUUGGCAUGGUCAUCGCCAAGAUCUCCAACAAGCUGGUGAUAGCACACAUGACCAAGAGUGAGUUACACCUCCCAGACACAGCCUUCAUCGGGCCCGGCCUCCUCUUCCUCAACCAGUACUUCAACAGCUUCAUUGAUGAACAUAUAGUCCUCUGGAUCGCUCUGGUCCUCUCUCUCCUGGAUCUGACGCGGUACUGCACCGGCGUUUGCCUCCAGAUCGCCUCCCACCUGCGCAUCCGAGUCUUCAGCAUCACGCCUCCGAGCAACGCCCACCGCGACUGACGGCUUGCCCGGCGGGAGGAGGCGGCGGGAGACGAAGAUCUCUCGCCGCUCCUGAAAGCAGACAAUGAGGAGAGACCCUCGACCCCGAGCCUCGACAACGUCGCCACUUCUGACUAAAACUGCCUCAGCCACCGGAUGGAAAACUGAAACCAACAUCUACACUGCAAAACCAAAAACAAACAAAAUAACUCUGAAAAGCAUGGAUCUAUUGAAUGGGAAAAAAAUGAUGUGGAACUCGAGUAUUCCUUUUAAUUUGAACAUGUUAUUUUUACAUUAAAGGGUCACUCUUUCCACUUCAGCUUAUUCAAUACAAAACACCAAACUGUUUUCUUUCAAUAGGAAUCUUAUAGCUCGGGCAAAUAUGAAAGCGUUUUCAGAACUGAUUGUCCUAUAAUUUCCCUAAACACUUAAAGAUACGACAAUCCUCAGAAAAUAGUUGAUACAUUUCUUUGAUCUUUGCCAGAGCUAAUGAGAUUACCUGUUUUCUUAAUCACUCAUGUUUUUAUUUAUUAAAUGAGUAAAUCUGACACAAAUCAGGGCUUGAAAAUAUGGAUCUAAAUUUCACAAAUGACCUUUAAAACCUCAAAUAAUUUCCAAUGAAGUUUCCAAUGUGGGCUGGCAGGUUGUCGACAAGCUGCGUGAAGGGGUAAUGGUCUGUGUUAGUGCUGAAAACGACGACCGGCGUUCUGUCACUGCGAACACCACUCCAGCUUCUAACGUUUUUAUUUCCUGUAACUCACCUCGUCCUGGAAAGUGAAACAAAGUCCGGCCCUCUGAGCGCCGUCGACUGAUGAAGCAUUAACACUCGACUUGUUCUGCUUUCUCUGUUCUUCUCCCUGAAGGGCUAAUACUUAAUUAUGUGCGAUUGUACAGAACUGAACUGAAGACGCCUUAAAUAUUUUUGUUGUAAUUACUGUUGAACUUGUGAAUAUUUAAAGCCUCUUUGUACAUGUUUUUGUUUGUUUUGGGUUUUUUUUCCACUGAAGUAUCAAACCAGAUACAAUAUUAAUAAUACAAUAAUACUGGAAGUUUUUUUUUUUUACCUGUAACAUUAUAAAGACUUUUCACUUCUACAGGUGUCUAUGUCUGGUUCAUUUGGUUUUUGAAGAUUUGUUGGGUAAUUCUAUGUUGAUUGAACAUCACUGAAAAGUUGUAAUGCGACUGCCUGAUCAAAAGGGAUUUUCCAUAGAUCAUGUGAACUAUUUAAAGGGGUUAAAAAAAGGGUAUAAUUGAUUUUUAGUUUUAACAGUAACACCAUCUUCCCCUUGGAUUCUGCCUCUGCAGGAUUGUGGACAUUUAAGAGGGGCAUGUCCUUAGAACUUCAUUUUGCAUAAUUUUUGGCUGGACUCUGAAACUAUGCAUUGAAAUGUACAAAAUUGAUUCCAAAUACCUUGUUGCACUGUUCAGUAAUACAGUGGAACACCUUUCUACUAACAGGUUAAAGUGGAGAAGAUUGUAAUAAAGAAAAUAUUUUUCAUCAA